Messenger RNA from Vanderwaltozyma polyspora DSM 70294, 480 nucleotides. RefSeq names its product putative E2 ubiquitin-protein ligase UBC11 (gene UBC11). The record is from RefSeq and is a predicted model, not a curated record. Lineage: Eukaryota; Fungi; Ascomycota; Saccharomycetes; Saccharomycetales; Saccharomycetaceae. Bases 1 to 480 code for a protein of 159 amino acids. The transcript has a single exon.
AUGACUAAAAGAACUGGAAAUUCCGAUGGUCAAUCGGUAAUCCAAAGAUUGCAUAAUGAGCUAGUACAAUUAAUAAUGUCACCGACCCCAGGAUUAAGCGCAUUUCCAGACCAUGAAGAAAAUUUAACGAAAUGGUCUGGUACUAUAACUGGACCCGAUGAUUCUCCAUAUGCUGGAUUACGUUUUAAAAUUUCAUUAACCUUCCCUGAUCGAUAUCCAUAUGAACCACCCAAAGUGAAAUUCGUUAGUCCUAUGUGGCAUCCCAAUGUUGAUCUGAGCGGAAACAUAUGUUUAGAUGUGUUAAAGGAAAAAUGGUCUGCAGUAUAUAAUGUUCAAACUAUUUUACUCUCUUUACAAGCUUUAUUAGGAGAACCGAAUAAUAGUUCACCUUUAAAUGCAAUUGCUGCAGAAUUGUGGGAUGGGGAUAAAGAAGAGUAUGCAAGAAAGCUUGCAACAAUAUAUGAAGAGAUUUUGGAUUGA